Acaulospora colombiana is the source of this 270-nucleotide messenger RNA. The record is from the annotation of a GenBank genome assembly. Lineage: Eukaryota; Fungi; Glomeromycota; Glomeromycetes; Diversisporales; Acaulosporaceae.
AUGACUGACUCGUGGUCACCACGUAGGAGUGGAUCUGUUUGUUUGGAUGUCAUAAAUCAGACGUGGUCACCCAUGUUUGAUAUGGUCAAUAUCUUUGAAGUAUUUCUUCCUCAGCUACUAGCCUAUCCCAAUGUUUCGGACCCAUUGAAUGCAGACGCCGCACACCUCAUGCAGCGAGAACCAAAGACAUAUGAAGCAAAGGUGAAAGGUACGAUAGCAGCUCAGCUCAAAAGCAGAUAUCUAAAAUACGCGACUAGAAUAUGUCCAAAA